Molecule: messenger RNA, 3270 nt
Organism: Tachysurus fulvidraco (yellow catfish)
Lineage: Eukaryota; Metazoa; Chordata; Actinopteri; Siluriformes; Bagridae
Gene: niban1b
Product: niban apoptosis regulator 1b
Exons: 14
Coding region: 103-2772 (889 amino acids)
Source: RefSeq, a predicted model, not a curated record
CGUCUGCGAUUCACGCGUCAGCCCUAGUAGUUUCUCUUGACAGUAAAGACGUGCGGAAUUUGAGAAACUGAGUUAACGGACACAGAGAAAGCGUUGUGCACCAUGGGAGCUUCUUCCUCCAGUCUUUUAGACGAAAGUAAAUGUAACUACAUCAGAGGACGGAGUGAGGCUGAGCUGAACAACUUCAGCCCUCACUAUAAGAGGCAGUAUUGUGUGGCGUUUUUCUCACAGCUCCAGGAUGAAGUGGAGCAGCAGCAGACAGUUCACACACAGCUCCUUAAACAGAAGGAGCCUCAACAAGCCUCUGAUUUGGUGUAUAAGGACAGCAUUCUGUACUUUGAUGACAGUAAGAAAUGGAAGGAGAGGUUUGCGACAGUGCGGGCAGACUACAGUGUGGAGCUUCAUGACAGCCAGGAGGCUUUUGCAAAAGGUACUCUUGCACGUCAAACACUCCAGCUCACAGGGGGUACUGUGCUGACCUCGGAGGAGAAAUAUUGUGCUCUAGUGGACAAGGCUUUCCCUGACCUGAACAGCUCGAAAGAGGAGGUCGCUACACCCAUGGUGACCAUUCCAGGUCCGUUUCCUGUCUUCCUGAAACUCCCAUACAGGAGAGAUGCCUACUUCAGUUUCAAAGAGGAGGACAAACAGAUUCGUUUUGUCUCUAUUCUCUCUGACUGCAUCCGCCAUCAAAACCACGACGCUCUGAAGAAGACGACAUGUGAAGUCCAAGCCUUCCUUAAGGCCAUUCAUUUCUACAGACAGGAGAAAGGACAUUAUGAAUCAUGGGAGAUGUUGGUGGGCACAGACUGUCAAGUGUUGGCCAACCUGGUGAUGGAGGAACUUUUGCCAUCUCUGCAGACAGAGCUAUUGCCCAGGCUGAAGGGGAAGAAGGCUGAAAGAAAGAAAGUAUGGUUCACGACGGUGCAGGUGACGUAUGAGCUGGUGCAGGAGCAGCUGAGAGAGGGACUGCAGAGACUGAAGGAGGAGUGCAGGGAGAUCACCAAACAGCAAGAAACACUCAUUCGUUCUGACAUGGACCAGAUCAUCAACUCCAGCAAUUUCCUGAAGUCCAAACUACAAGGCCUUGUUUCAGAGCCAAUGAUGAAGUUCUGCUCUGAGAGUGUAUCUCCAUAUCUGGCCUCCAUUCUGGAGGAACUGAUGGGUCCGGUGAGUUCAGGCUUUCAGGCCGUGAGGCAGCUUUUGGAGGCGGAGCUGAACCGAAUCAGCAAGGACUUUCAGCCGGGAGGAACUUAUGAAGAACUUACUAAAGCUUUAGAGGAGGUGUCUCAUGCCCACAUGGAGGACUGUUAUCAGCAUGUCACCGUACUUAAGGAACAGCUGCAAGAGUUGCGAAGCCGCUUCAGGUUCUCCAACUCCACGUUGGUGGUGCACAAGACACAGAGCCAUAUGCAGCAGCUGAUGGAAAAUGCUGUGUACACAUUUGAGUUGCUGCUUCAGGCAGCCAUGAGGGAUGAACCUGAGAAACUGGCCACAUUCAUGGAAAAAGCCAAGCUCCGCGUGCUUAAGCAAUAUGACUAUGAUAGCAGCACAGUGAGGAAGAGGAUUUUCCAGGAAGCUCUGGUGGACAUCACACUGCCAGCCAUCAGGAGAAACCUGGCACCCAGCUGUAAAACUGAGCUGCAGAAUUAUGAGCAGUACAUCUUCGCUGAUUACACAAACUUCAUCCAAGUGGAGAACAUCUAUGAGGAUAUCAUGCUGGAUGCCCUGAUUAAUGAAGUGAACAAAGUCGUGAAAGAAGCAGCCUCUCUGAAGAAGCACAACUUGUUUGUAGAUAGCACCGAGUUGCAAUGUCUUAGUCAGAGCAGUCUGACAGACAGCCGCACUCCGCCUCGCUCAGCCCCAUCCAGUCCAGCUAAAGUGCAGAGCAAAUCUGAGCAAAUCUCCAGUUCUGUAUUGGUGGAAAAUGGCAGUACAGAGAAGCAACCAGACAAGAAGAAACAAGAUCUUGCAGAUGAAUCAUCUCAAACAAAUGAUGCCCAACCAUCUAAAGCCAGUGAACCUUCAUCAGUACCCAGUAUCGCAUCUUGUGUUUCUGCAGAGUCCACAGAUCUAUCGAAGAUCCCUUCGAUAACUGUGUCUGAUUCCUCUGAGCCAAUAUGUGAUGCUAAAGCUCAGAGCCAAGCUAUGACAUCGACUUUGAUUUCUCCUGUAAUCAUCGUCUCAGAACCUGAGCCGAUUUCUGUUAACGUACCAAUUGAGGUGAACACAGAAAGUCCUGUUCUUCCAGCAUGCGUGAAAGAAAAUCAGAGUGUCUGUGCUUCAGAAGAGACAGAGGUUGACACUGCAAAUAAGUCUCAUUCUGACAUCUGUGAUGUUGAGUCUGCACCCCCUGAAGAGCCACACAGUGGAACAGUCCAGCCUUAUACAACCAGUGCUGAAAAUCCUUCAGUUUCCCAGACUAAAGACACAGAUGACACUCAGACAGAAACACUUUCCUGUGAUUCAUCUCCCCUGAAAGAUGACACUGCUAUCAGUGAGACGGCAGCAGAGAGCAUGAUGGAGAGCUCCAGCACUACCGACACAAACGGACUCCCUAUUAUUCCUGAUCUUUCAGCAGGAAGUGACCUGCCUGCACAGUCUGAAAAGGUAGCGCCUGAAGGCACUGCAGAUCCACACCGAGACUCUAUCACAGAGGAUCAAGAAGCAGAGGAGCCACUAGACUGCGUGAAGGCCAUCCGAGAUCUGGUGGUGGAAAUCAUUGAGGUUGAGGACAUUGUGAAUCCCUGUCCAGAUAGUAGGGGAACUCAGUAGAGGCCCGUUUAGUGAAUUACCACCUAGAGGACUUACUGAUCAUGAGCUUUUACAUACAGCUAAACAAAAUCGUACUGCGAUUGCAUGGAACUCUGUUACAGUUUAGACUUAAAUUGCUUUUCUUUAAAUACUGUAAUUAAUUCUUAUCACAUUUUUGUAAACUGACAUUCCAAGCAAAAAAGGAUAUCAGAAGUUUACAGAAUUUUUAAAAAUAUUGUUUUGAAUUAUUUUAGUUAGCAUGGCACUUUGUAUGACACACAUAUUCUCUUUUGAACAUAUCAAUUUUAUUAGCAAAUGCUUGUGUAUUAUUUAGUAUUACAGUUUACUUAAUUACUUUAAAAUAAAAUCUCUAAUGAGGGAACAGUGUUUUACAUGGUACAUCAGUGAGUUCCAAGUGCCACUGAGUGUGUAACCUUGUGUAGGUGAAUGUUUAAGUACAAUACAUCUCAUAUAUAUUGGACUGUUUUAUAACUGCAAUAAACUGCUAUUUUCUACCUA